AUGCUGCUUGGGCCGCUUUCCCUUCUGCUGCUCAGAGUUGUAGCGGCGAAGAACGAGGAAAAUCACAUGAAGGGGGGUGGAUAUGGAUCGAACAAUGGGGAGGGACGGAAAAGGAUGUUCCCCUCGGACAAAGGAGGGGCGGCAAGAGGGGUGGUCGAAGAAUCGACCGAAGAAGCAGCAGCAGGAGAAGACAUGUGGACAGAUAAAAACUAUAAACACCUUGUGGAAACAUCUAGCAGAAACAACCGAGUGGUGUGUGUACAAAAAGAAUUCAACGAUUUAAUAUACUACAAACAUGAUAAGGAGUGCGACCCGAACAAUACAUUCAGCUUCUCCUUCAACUCUACAUUCAAAUUUGACACGAAAUAUUAUGAGCGGUACAAAGAAAAUAAAAAAUCGUUUGUAGAAAGGAACAUUAAUCCCCAUGAAGCAGUGGGGUCUUGCAUAAAUUGCCUCUUCCUGGACGAAAUGAACUUCUUAAGUAUCUAUGGACACACCUUUAUAUAUGACAAGUCUGAAGAGGCGGAGUAUAAGGAGUUCUAUGAGAGAAUGAUCGACAUGCAUUACGUAACGGAAGGGAAAGGGAAUUCCUUGGAGGUGGGUACCAACGGUGUGAAUGUCCUGGAUAGCUCUGCUAAAAGUUGGAGCUACCACGGGCGAGAUAACAACUCCCAUGUAUUGCAAGAAUCUAACUGCUCAAUGGGUUCUCCCCCUUUCAGCAACCGCGAAAAUUCAAUACUAGAAAAUUUCCUGCGCGAUAACAGGAUACAUUAUGCAUAUGACGAAAUAGGGGAUGGUGGGAUAAGUGAAGGGGAGAAAAGUGGGCAACCAUGUGGGGCUACUGACCUCGUCAUGGAAGAUACUUCGCUGAAUAGCAAAAUGGUAGACAACUUUUUUAUGAAUUUCAAAACAGGUGAAAUUUCCGAAAACGGAGAAGAGGUGGAUAACCAUGAGGUGGGAAAACAUAACAGAGGAGAAGAACCAAAGAAGGUGAGGAAUCUAUCCAAGCCGGAUGAAAGCAAUACCCCUGCGCACAUCAAAGACAUGCCAAAUCUGAUCUUUGAUAAGGAAAAGUGCAGAAUAUUCAGAGAGGAUAUAAAUAAAAAAAAAAUAUGGAGCAACAUCCUCUUGGUGAACUCAUUCACCAACCUUAACAUCCUGUCACACAUCGAUAAAUAUAAAGGGAGGUACAAGGAGUUAAAGUAUUUUUGGUUCCACGAAAAUUACAAAAAAAGGAAAUUGAACAAUCUGAUAAGAACAACACUUGAUUUAAAUGAUCAGAAUUAUUUUAUUAACAAUAACGUAUUUAUUUUAAUUGCCAAUGAUGAAAUAAAAUUUUUAGACGAGGUAACUUUCUGUGGAAGUUACAGUUCGGAUGAUGAGUGGUCUCUGUCGUACGUUACAGAUAAGAGUGUACUUGUAAAAUAUGAACGGAUAAAACGAAGAUAUAACUUGUCUGACCAUAGAGAGCAUAAUCGUGUUUUUCUUAUCAAAGUGAUGUACCAUGAGGAACAUAUAAGUUUGAUUCUAAUAGACUACAUCACAGGGUUAGGAGAUCCCAUGAAAUUGUCUAUUCCUUUUUUUUAUUUGGCAUCUCAUGAGCACUUUUCUCAGUACACUCAUUUUUUUAUGAAAGAUAAUUUGAUUGGCUGGAUCAGCAAGGGCAAAAUGUUGUACAUCACGGCGAUGCGCAAGAUUUUUUCCUACCUGCGGGAAAGCGCGAGCUACACCGACAAGCCCUACGACGUCAUAACCGUGGAAAACAAAAUAAUUUCAAAUGUGUACCUGCUCUAUCUGAGCCACGACAUUUUCAAGUAUGUCCUCUUCGCAAGGUAUAACCCUCUAAAGGAUUCUUCCCUCCACAAAAAUAUUCCCUUCGAGGCAGCGCUCCUCAGCCACAUCAGUACAUUCACGCAGGAAGAGUUAUCCAAGCACGAACUCUACUUCAGGAAAAUAACGAAAAAGGAAAUAAAGGAUUUGGAUGAUCCCAACAAAGAGAGCCGAAUGGAUGUCUUCGAUAUCUUUAUCAUCCCAUCAUCUAAUUAUAUUAAAUUCCAGCAAGUACUAUCUACACUCUUUAAGGCUCUAUUCGACUGUGGAGGGAAACACAUUUCUAUGUUGCUCAAGAUAGCCACUGUGAGAUCUCAUUACGACAUGUUGUACAACUUUAACUGCUACAACUAUCAGCUCCAUAGUUUCUUGGUGAACCUUAUAGACCUGCAUGAGCACUACUACGAGCAUACCGAGUUGGAUGCCUUGUUCAGGGAGAGUCAGAGGAUUCUCCUUCGGCUGGUGAAGCUGACACUGGACGAAAUGAAUAACCUCAUCCCGUUUAACGAAGACAAGGAGUUGGUCAAGUACCUCAUCAUAAUUCUUUACUUUGGGAACGAUAUGUUUUGCCUGGACAAGGAAAACUCCAUAUACCUUCAGCUCAUUUACGAGUUGCGCCAUCUAAACAUACAUCACGCGAUUCUCGUGGCGUACCUAUCCGGAGACAAGUCGGGGACACUGUGUUCAGAGGAGAGAGCUAUAGAAGUUGUCCCACAUGGAAAAGCUGAAGAGGACGAUCAAAAAUGGAGUGCCCCCUACAUCACCUUCGAGGAUCAAAACGCAUAUUUGAAGCCUCCAGCUACAAACAGAAUUGAUGUUGUAGACCCAAUAGCUGCUUUCCUAAACCGAUUCGAUAAUAGACACUUCGGGGAUUUCCACGUGACCAUAAAAUCAGACAAGCGCUACUCUCUUAGCAUCUUCAUCGUUUCGUACAUGGCGUCAGUCAUAUUCAUCAUCGGAGAACUGAACAAGAAACACAAGGUCAUUUAUGUCUACAGAAUAUUUAAAAAUGUGUACCUGAAGAAUUACCCCCACAACAUUACAAAAUAUUACACCUUCUGGAACACCCAACUUUACGCCUUUGCGCAGUACGAGCCGGAGUGCGUCCUGCUGUUUCAUAAGUACAGUCUGUAUGAGAAGUACAGCUCGGAUGGGAAGUAUGGCUCCGAUCGGGAGUACAGAUUAGGAGGAGAGGUACAACGCGCAGGAGAAGUAGCCCCCCCAGGGGGCCAGUCUGACGCACUCAAAAACAACCGGGAACUGAUGAACCACUUCGCCGCACAGCAAAACAGUUGUCUGUGCUACGAAAGCAUGAUCAAUAAGUCGAAGGGGGAGUUCGUGGUAAGUGAGUAUCUGGAGCUGCGCCACAGAUUUAUGAAGAGAAUUAAAAAAAAAAAAAAAAAAAAAAAUUUGUACGAAAAGAUGAAAAACUACAAUUUUUUUAAUGAUCCUUUGGAAAUAUCCUACAAAACGAGGAAAUUCGAAAAUGAAAAGUUAGUAGACAUUUGCAAGGACAUGACAUUUGAGAAAAACCACCUGUGCAUGUUUCACAAGUCUAGGAUCAUACUAACUUAUCUGUAUCUUCUGACCACCUCACCAGAGUAUACAUUCUACGUAAUCAGCCCCUUAGUCUUUAUAAAGCCAAAAAAAUAUUGCAACGAAUAUGACAUCCCAUUGGUCCUAAAUAAUAUAUUAAAGAACAGGAGCUUCUUCAAGAAAAGCUCAAAAAUUUGCAUUAACUAUGCUUUUGCUCAUUUUAUAUCUUCGGGAAAUAAAACGAACAACUUUAUCGUAACUGCCAAGAUAAGUGGGACCAUGGUAAAUGUCAGCAAGAACAACUUGUUGCUACUUCUCCCCCUGAGAAAGAGGGUAGACAUUUUGGAUCACUCCACAAAUAAAGAGUAUGACAUCAAGGAGGAAAUCUUAAACGAGUACUUCAUUCUUGGGAAUCCCUACAUCCCCAUUAGUGUUAUUUCGUACAGCUACGGGGACUACAACGAGGUGAAAAAGAAUGAACAUAGCACCAUAGCUGGGGCAUUCAUAAAAAGACAUGACCAGAACUUUGUCGUUUAUCGUAAAAUGACCACUGGGUACGAUAAAAUUGGUAAGCAUGAUGAGAAGAAGAAACCUCACCAAAGUGAUGAAAAGAAUUCCAACUCCUGCGCAGAGAAUCACUCCUUCGAAAUGAAGGGCAAAAUCCUCUGCUUCUGCGAUGUACUCAGGACUAAGAAAAAGGAGCAAACAGACAAUUGUGUCUAUCCCUUCUGUGAACAAAACAAACGAUUCUGUUACUUUAACGAAAGGUGUGUUGACGGUAAGUGCGUCUGCAUCGAGGGGUACUCAAGAAAUCCGAUGAGUUCUCUCUGCGAAAAAAACAACGAGUGCAUCUUAUCUGGUGAAUCAAACUGCAAAGAACCCGGGAAAUGUGUCUUCGCUCAGAAUAGAUACGUAUGCCUGUGCCCGCACCCCUAUGUGCGUGUUUUAAACAACUGUCUGCACCCACUCAAGGGCAUCAAGAUCGGCCUACGCAUCUUCAAUCAUUUUCAAAACGACUUUUCGAAUGACGAGGAUGAUGCAUCGAAGAAAGAAAAAUUCUACACGAACGUUUUCGGCUCCAUGUCGGAGUAUCUCAAGGAGGUCAUCAAAAGUGUGAUCGAUCCCGCGCUCACCACGCGCAUACACGUUAAGCCCAUAGAGAAGCUGAAAAACGGAAUCAAAGCGACCAUCAUAAUUAACCAGCGAAGCAGCCCCGAGGAACCGACGCCCAUCCAAGUCUUUAACAUUUUCCUAAACCAGUUGGGGGACUCUACAUCUGAGUUGAACAAUGGGUUCUACGCCUACUUCGCUAGAUUCACGUACAUAGAAUACGUAAAAUCGUUCUCCAAGGAUGAGGGUUCCUCCCCAUUCUACGAUCAUCUCCUCAGAUAUGUUCCAACCUUUUUCGUAAACAUGUUCGAGGUAGAUGCGUUCAAUGAUAUAUCGAUCAUCGCAUGUAUCAAUUUUUUUGUUUUAGUGAUUGUUACAUUUUCUGUUCUCUUUUACUUUUUCUACUUGUUUCUGAAAAUGAAGUUCUUCCGAGAUGUGUACCCCAAGGGGUUUUAG
Molecule: messenger RNA, 4932 nt
Organism: Plasmodium knowlesi strain H
Lineage: Eukaryota; Apicomplexa; Aconoidasida; Haemosporida; Plasmodiidae
Product: conserved Plasmodium protein, unknown function
Exons: 5
Coding region: 1-4932 (1643 amino acids)
Source: RefSeq, a predicted model, not a curated record